AUAUAUUAUAUUGUCUAUUGUUUUUAAUAUGUCGAAAUAAUAAAUUAUUUAUUAUAUUUUCAUUUUGAAUAGUUACUUAUACUUAUACAGUAAUAAAUUAUUACCUUUUGGCUUUUAUUAACGACCAUAUUUAUUAUAAUAAUCUUAUAUUUCUAGACUAUUAAUUGUUUAAUCAUUAGUCAAAUUUGUACCAAGAUUUUAAAAUAUAAUUAAUUUUAUAUUACAUUUUAACAGAAGUUGUAAUAUCAUUAAUUUUUUAUUUCAUUAUGGCUGCGCCAAUGGAACGUAUUCAAGCACUGGAAUUAAUCGAAAAGGACAUAAUAACAUGUUUACAAAGCGCUGGUCAAGCACUAUUAGAACUUAGUAAAGAAAAAUCAAGUUUGAAACAAGUAGAGAACCAAUCACACCAGUUCUUAAAAAGUUUAGGUAAUGUCGAAUCAAAGCUAACUGAACAAAUAAAUUAUUUGACUCAAGUAUCUACUGGUCAACCAUAUGAAAACAGUGGGUAUGCAUCACAAAAAGUUCUCCAAAUGGCUUGGCAUCGUCUUGAACAUGCAAGAAGCAGGGUGAAAGAAUUGGAACGUUCUAAAAAUAAGUAUCUCCAGGAUCAAGAACAAUUAAAAGGAAAUGUCUCAAAUCUAUUAUAAUACUUUGUUAUUGUAGACUUUAAAAUUAUUAAGCUGUAACUUAAAUUAAUUGUCAUAAAAACUAUGUGGAGUCAAAGUAAUUCAAUUAUAAGAAUUGAUUCCAUACUAUUGAUAAAAAAUUGUUUUUAAAGAUUAUAGAUGAGUAUUUAAUAGUUAAAUAUGUACAGGUAUAUACUAUUGAUUAAUAUUUUGUCAUUCUGAUUGCAAUACUGUAAUUUCAUUUAAGUUUAAAAUUAUUGUAAACUUUGUCAAGUUUAUACAUAUUUUAAUAAAAUGAAAAUUUAUUAUUUUUUAAA
Molecule: messenger RNA, 943 nt
Organism: Rhopalosiphum padi (bird cherry-oat aphid)
Lineage: Eukaryota; Metazoa; Arthropoda; Insecta; Hemiptera; Aphididae
Gene: MED11
Product: mediator of RNA polymerase II transcription subunit 11
Exons: 2
Coding region: 267-647 (126 amino acids)
Biological process (GO): regulation of transcription by RNA polymerase II
Cellular component (GO): mediator complex
Molecular function (GO): transcription coregulator activity
Source: RefSeq, a predicted model, not a curated record